Haemonchus placei is the source of this 492-nucleotide messenger RNA. The record is from the annotation of a GenBank genome assembly. NCBI's taxonomy places the organism in Eukaryota, Metazoa, Nematoda, Chromadorea, Rhabditida, Trichostrongylidae.
AUGUCACACGCCACUCGCCUUCUUCUAGAAAAGCAUCGCGAGAAACCAAGAUCGGUACAUCUUGCCUUUCUAGACUUAGAGAAGGUUUUCGAACGCGUUCCGCGUGACGUUAUACGGUAUGCCUUACAGCAGCAUGGCGUUCCUAAAGAGGUCAUCGUGUGGGUACGCAUCCUUUACUCUAGUCCGAAGAGCCGACCGCAAAUGGCAGCGGGCAUAUCGGAGUAUUUUUCCAUUUCCGUUGGGGUGGACCGCGGCUCUGCAUUAUCCCCACUAUUAUUUGGUGGUGUCAUGGAUACCACUACAAGAGACCUCCAGAAGCCAGAUUCAUGGGCUCUUCUUUAUGCCGGUGACGUGAUCCUCUCCAGCGAAGACGAAAGUGAGCUUGAGCAACAGGUGCAAGCCCGGUCCGACUGUCUGGCUGUGCUCGGACCGAGGUUGAACGUCAAAAAGACAGUAAUUGAGAACCGAUCCGAGCGAGCCAGGCUCUAUUAA